AUGUUUGUGGCAGGGCCAGCGCUGGACCACGGCAGGCGCGCCUUCUCGCCGUGGCCGUUCUCGGCCGAGUGCGCGCGCUUCCAGGUGCACUUCGCGAGGCCGCGCUCGCUGCCCAUGACUGCGCUCGUCUCCUUUCCCGGCAGCGGCAACACCUGGCUCCGCUACCUCAUCGAGACCGCGUCCGGCGUCUUCACUGGCUCCGUCUACACUGACCGCCAGAUCAUUAGCAAAGGGUUUUAUGGCGAGGCAGUGUCGCCGGACUGUGGCUGCACGGCCGUGCAGAAGACCCACGGCUUCUCGGUGGCGGGCGUGGUGCCUCUGGCGGCAGCGCAGCGCGCUGCUGAAGUGCGCGUCUUCCGCGGCCGCGGCAUUCUGCUGCUGCGCAACCCCUACGAGGCGCUCAUCUCCUACCGCAACUUCCUCUACGGCGGACACACCGGUUUCGCGCCACGCACCCGCUUCCAGGGACCUGAAUGGGAGAGGUUCGCGUCGCAGCUGGCGCUGGUGUGGCGCGAGCUGGCGGCCACGUGGGCCAACUACACGCACGCAGACGAAGCGACGCUCCUGCACUUCGAGCGGCUGCGCCUCGAGCCGAGCAGCGAGCUCCGCAGGCUGCUGCGCUUCCUCCGGCUGGCAGUGGACGAGCGCCGCCUGGCCUGUGUGCUGCGGCACGCCGACGGGCCCUUCCGCAGACCACCCGCUUCCUCUCAGCAGGCGCUGUUUUCUGCCAGGGAUCCCUUCUCUAAGAAGCUACACAAGAUUCUGGACCAGGUGAUCCACGAUCUUGACCGAACGAUCCAGAAGAGAGGUUGGGGUAGAAUACCAACACAUUUGUAUAAGUUUUACACUGGUAAUCUUCACCACAAUGUAUCAGACGUUCACUGAGCCACGCUAAAAGUAGUCUGGUCACGAUUUUGUAGGUUGUGACGUUGGACUGAAGAAGUGUUCAGAGUUCGUGAUUACUACAGCGCUC
Molecule: messenger RNA, 973 nt
Organism: Schistocerca serialis cubense
Lineage: Eukaryota; Metazoa; Arthropoda; Insecta; Orthoptera; Acrididae
Product: WSC domain-containing protein 1-like
Exons: 4
Coding region: 1-885 (294 amino acids)
Molecular function (GO): sulfotransferase activity
Source: RefSeq, a predicted model, not a curated record